ACAGAAGGCGUUUUUUUUUGUGAAGUUAUAUUUAAAACUCAUCCUGUCAGGCCAGUUUGUCAAGUUUCAGGGUUGGUAUGUAGCCAGGUAGCCAUUACGCAGGUAAAGGGAGUGAACAAAACUCCACAAUUGUUUGUGGCGAGGACAGAACAAACAUGGUACAAUAACCAGAAACUGGAAGAUCACACGGAAAAAAUAAAGAAAUUAUCGACAUAGAAUAAUACUGUGAGCGACCUCCAGACGUUUCUCCACUAUGAGUCGGGAGCGAGCAGACUCCCAGGGGUCACUUGGGCCUGACGAUGAGGUCAUGCCAUAUAGUGACGACGAGACGGAUGAUGAGUUGGACCCCAGCUCAGACGAAGAGCGGCCACAGGUCGAAGAGGCCAAGAGCACCGAGUCUGGUUGGAGAGUCAAAGCAAACGACAGGGCCUUCUGUAACCUGCCAGAGUUUCAGAAAAAAUACUUCCUGUGUCUCAAGAAGAGUAAAUAUGCAGGGAAUGGAAUCAAGACAUACAAAUAUAACGCCUUGACGUUCAUCCCACUGAAUUUGUUCGAGCAGUUCAAACGAGCUGCUAACCUUUACUUCCUGGCCCUGCUCAUCUUACAGAUUAUUCCUGAGAUCACCACGUUGCCUUGGUACACCACCUUAGUGCCUUUAGUUCUGGUGCUGGGAAUCACAGCCAUCAAAGACCUGGUGGACGAUCUGGCCCGCCACAGGAUGGACAACGAGAUCAAUAAUAGGAAGUGUGAAGUUCUCCUGGAUGGCAGGUUUCAAGUGUCGAAGUGGAUGAAUAUCCAUGUCGGUGAUGUGGUUCGUUUGAAGAAAAAUGAUCACAUCCCAGCCGACAUUCUGUUGUUGUCCAGUUCAAACCCCAACAGUCUUUGUUAUGUUGAAACCGCCGAGCUCGAUGGGGAAACCAACCUGAAGUUUAAAAUGGGUCUGAAAGUGACAGACGAGAGACUGCAGGAGGAGGGCCAGCUGGCACAGUUUGACGCCGUGAUAGUGUGUGAGGAGCCUAACAACCGUCUGGAUAAGUUCACGGGGACCAUGCGUUGGAGGAAAGACCGAUUCCCUCUGGAUCUGGACAAUAUGAUGCUGAGAGGAUGUAGGAUCAGAAACACUGACGAGUGUCACGGACUGGUCAUCUUCGCAGGCGCCGACACUAAAAUCAUGAGGAAUGGGGGCAAGACCAGAUUCAAGAGGACUAAAAUCGAUGAAUUGAUGAACUACAUGGUGUACACUAUCUUUGUAAUCCUGGUCCUGUUGUGUGCUGGCCUGGCCAUCGGAAACACCUUCUGGUACGAGGAAGUAGGCAGCAAGGCCUGGUAUCUGUAUGACGGUAAGGACCAGACUGCUUCUUACAGAGGUUUCCUCAGCUUCUGGGGGUACAUCAUCGUGCUCAACACCAUGGUUCCCAUCUCCCUCUACGUCAGUGUGGAGGUGAUUCGUUUGGGCCAGUCUAAGUUCAUCAACUGGGACCUUCAGAUGUACUACCAGGAGAAAGACACCCCAGCCAAGGCCCGCACCACCACCCUCAACGAGCAACUGGGUCAGAUCGAAUACAUCUUCUCAGAUAAGACCGGUACCCUCACGCAGAACAUCAUGGCCUUCAAGAAAUGCACCAUUGCUGGACACACCUUUGGUGACCCUGCUAAUGUUGCGGGUGUACCUCUGGAUCGUGGGAAGCCAGUGGACUUCACCUGGAACAAGUACGCAGACAGGAAGUUUGAGUACUUGGAUCAUUCCCUGGUGGCCUGCAUCCGGUCCAAGAAGGACAAAGACACCUUGGAGUUCUUCAAGCUGCUGUCUUUGUGUCACACUGUCAUGGUGGAACAGAAAGAAGAUGAGUUGGUGUACCAGGCAGCCUCUCCUGAUGAGGGAGCUCUGGUGACGGCUGCCAGGAACUUCGGUUUUGUGUUCCUGUCCCGUACCCAGGACACCAUCACCAUCAGCGAGAUGGACCAGGAGAUGACCUACGAGAUGCUGGCCCUGCUUGACUUUAACAGCGACCGCAAACGCAUGUCCAUCAUCCUGAGGUUCCCUGACGGUCGGAUCCGUUUGUACUGCAAAGGAGCAGACACGGUCAUCUACGAACGCCUCUCUCCUAACUCCAAACACAAGGAAGUGACCCAGACUGCUCUAGACAUCUUUGCCAACGAGACUCUCCGGACCUUGUGUCUGUGCUACAAGGAUAUCAGUAAGCAGGAGUUUGACGCCUGGGCUAAGAAGCACAAGGCUGCCAGUGUUGCUAUGGGCAACAGGGAGGCUGCUCUAGAUCGAGUGUAUGAACAGAUUGAGAGCAACCUCAUGAUGAUCGGCGCGACUGCCAUCGAGGACAAGCUACAGGACGGGGUUCCUGAGACCAUCGCCAAGCUGGCAAAGGCUGACAUCAAGAUCUGGGUCCUGACUGGAGAUAAGAAAGAAACGGCUGAGAACAUCGGUUAUUCCUGUAAGCUGCUUACCGAUGAUAUGCAGAUCCACUAUGGAGAGGAUGUCAAUGAGAAGCUGCGGAUCAGACAGGCAAACCGAAGGGAUCAGCCGCCUGCGUUCGGUCGGACCAGGAAGAAGGUACCGGAUCCUUUCUUCCCUGAGCCUGGCAGGAACGCCCUCAUCAUCACUGGAGGCUGGCUGAAUGAGAUCUUAUACGAGAAGAAAAAGAAGCGUCGCCGUCUUCGACUGAAGCGUCUCGGUAAGAGACCCGCCUCCGCCACGCCCCAGGAUGCCGCCCAGCCAAUCGACGACUGGGAGAAGGAGACUCGUCAGGUGGACUUUGUGAACAUGGCGUGCGAGUGCGAAGCGGUCAUCUGCUGCCGGGUCACGCCAAAACAAAAGGCCAACGUGGUCAGCCUGGUGAAGAAGUAUAAGAAGGCUGUCACGCUGUCCAUCGGAGACGGAGCCAACGACGUCAACAUGAUCAAGACUGCAGACAUCGGUGUGGGUAUAUCUGGACAGGAGGGCAUGCAGGCGGUGAUGUCCAGUGACUAUGCCUUCGCUCAGUUCCGGUACCUGGAGCGUCUCCUGCUGGUCCACGGUCGCUGGUCCUACAUCCGCAUGUGCAAGUUCCUCCGCUUCUUCUUCUUCAAGAACUUUGCCUUCACCCUGGUCCACUUCUGGUACUCCUUCUUCAGCGGGUUCUCAGCUCAGGUUGCCUAUGAAGACUGGUUCAUUACUUUAUACAACGUGAUGUACAGCUCCCUUCCCGUCCUGUUGGUUGGCUUAUUGGAUCAGGACGUGAACGACAAACUGAGUAGAAAGUUCCCCAAGUUAUACCUCCCUGGUCAGCAGGGGGCGCUGUUCAACUACAAGAACUUCUUCAUCAGUCUGUUCCACGGCAUCUUCACCUCUCUGGUGAUCUUCUUCAUCCCGUACGGGGCGUUCCUUCAGACCAUGGGGCAGAAUGGAGAGGCACCGUCAGACUACCAGUCCCUGGCUGUGGUCAUGGCUUCCUCUCUCAUCUUCACAGUCAACAUGCAGAUCUCUCUGGAGACUUCAUACUGGACCUUUGUUAACUGCUUCGCCGUCCUCUGCAGUAUAGCCAUAUACUUCGGCAUCAUGUUCGAUAUCCACAGUGCAGGAAUCCACGUCAUCUUCCCGUCAACCUUCACUUUCACCGGAGUGGCCUCUAACGCGCUCAGACAGCCCUAUCUUUGGCUGACCAUCAUCCUGACUGUGGGGAUCACCCUGCUUCCUGUCAUCUGUAUUCAGUUCCUCUACAAAACCAUAUGGCCGUCCGUUGCAGACAAUGUCCAGAGGAACAGGAAGAAGUAUGAGAUGGAGGAGGUAGAGGAGGAGAAAUCCACUCCCUUCCAGCGAGGAAGACGCUCUCGCCGCUCAGCUUACGCCUUCUCUCACUCCAGAGGCUACGCCGACCUCAUCGCGUCCGGCCGCAGCAUCAGAAGACGACCUGCUACAGCACGCCCCAACCCCAGGGACAGCAUCCGAGAGAUCCCCCAGGCCGAGAACAUAUGAGGUGGUGGUGGUGGUGGUGGGGGGGGGGGGGCUCACCACACCACACCACACCAGGUCCUAGAUUUGUUUGUGCUGUCUUGCCAACUCCUAUGGUCCUACAACUCCUGUGGUAAAUGUCAGUUUCUGACCAUAGGCGUUGUCAAGACGACACAAACAGAUCCGUGACCAGGCUAUCCUGUCAUGCCUAUGCUUUUAGGAGGUUGAUGAAGCUGAGACCACAUUUGAGGUCUCCCCGGCAUGAUCUUACUAAGCAAAAGACCCUUCCACCCAAAAGCUUACUGAAGCCCUUUUGUAUUGGGGAUUUAAUGUUUAAGGUUUCGUGUAGCAGACAACGUUGUUUAUCACAGAAUUGCUCGUCAUUACUGGGUACUCCAGAUAUACCUUGGCCUGUAUUGAUGAAGCCUUAGUUUGAGUACUGAUCUAGGAUCAGGUCCCACCCCAUGUACAUGUAAUCUUGUAAUUAUCUAAAAGGGAAUACUGUUCCUAGAUCAGCACUUUGUGAAUACGGGCCCAAGAGUUAUCGGGUUGGCCUUGUUUAAAUGGACUAAAUUUAAUAUAUUGUUAAUAUUAUUGUUGGUUUGUAUUUCACUGGAUCAGUUGUGAAAAUGUAUACUUGCAGUCAGAAGGGUGUCAUAAUCAUGAUUUUAUAUUUAAAUGUACAAGAAUUUCAGCUUUAUUUUCUGUUCAAAAUGCUGGAUCCUAGAAGCAAGGUAUGUUUUCCACAGUAUAUUUUAUGGUGUCCUUCCUUAUUGCUGUAAGUUAUUUAUCACUCUCUUUAUGCACAUGGAUUCAUUGUAUACAUGCCAAUAGAACCCUGCUGAACCAGUUGUUUACAGUGAUCCAAUAGAACCCUGCUGAACCAGUUGUUUACGGCGAUCCAAUAGAACCCUGCUGAACCAGUUGUUUACAGUGAUCCAAUAGAACCCUGCUGAACCAGUUGUUUACGGUGAUCUAAUAGAACCCUGCUGAACCAGUUGUUUACGGUGAUCUAAUAGAACCCUGCUGAACCUCUGGACAGAUUUAGUUUGACCGGUUUUUAGCUAAGCUUUUUUUUCAGAUCAUAAACUGAUGUAAAUAGCUUCUUGCAUUCUUUAAUGAAUUGAUCUAGAUAACUGUUAUUAUAGUAUCAACACUGUCCAUCCUCUCCUUUUUUUUUUUGCUUAUUUUUGUAACAGGAUGGUUAUUACUAUGACUUUUUGGUGUAAAAUGGCAAUGGUCUAAAUAUUUACUUGUGCCUCAAAUGGCAUUCUACUCCCUAUGUAGUGCACUACUUUUAACCAGGGCCUGUGGGGCUUCGGUCAAAAGUAGUGCACUACAUAGGGAAUAGGGUGCCAUUUUUUGGCAUUUAACCAUUUGAAAUGAAGAAUGAAUGGAAUUGGCCAUUUGCAAUAUUUGCUAUGAAGGACCAACCUGCUCAGACGUUCCAGUUAGUUUAAUAUUUUGACUUGGGCUUUGACUCAAUCCACAAGGAUGCAGUCUUUGGAUUGAGUCUCAGCCAUGGCUAUUUUAUUGGCCUAAUGCAUUAUAUCAGCCUUUUAUCAAUAUGAUCUCUGUCGAACAGUACUGUUUAGUGUGUAUAAAUACUCUUUGUUCUGUUACACACUUCAUCAUGCUGUAUAACAAAUGGAUUUUGUAACUGUAUUUUAAAGGAUUGUGUAUACAUUUGCAUUAUACAUUUGUGUAUACACAAUACUGAACAAUGGCCUUUAGUGGUCAACUGGGCCACUCUUAAAACUACAUUUUUUUUUAAAUUCUUGUUUUUAUUAAUUGUAUUAAUGAUAUAAAGUACCUUGUAAAAUGACUUUGAAUAAAGACUGACUAUACAGAGAA
Molecule: messenger RNA, 5800 nt
Organism: Oncorhynchus tshawytscha (Chinook salmon)
Lineage: Eukaryota; Metazoa; Chordata; Actinopteri; Salmoniformes; Salmonidae
Product: phospholipid-transporting ATPase IC-like
Exons: 28
Coding region: 254-3970 (1238 amino acids)
Biological process (GO): Golgi organization; phospholipid translocation
Cellular component (GO): plasma membrane
Molecular function (GO): magnesium ion binding; ATPase-coupled intramembrane lipid carrier activity; ATP binding
Source: RefSeq, a predicted model, not a curated record